AUGAACAGGAAGGAGGAGCGAUAUGAGGAUGAGAAGGAGAGGACAGGUGUCGCACUUCUUUGGUGCUGCCAAAGGCACGGUGGCGUCUGUUGGGCCGCUUCUACGGCGCAUGCGUCGGGGUCGGACCGCACCACGAAUUCCGGUGACGUGGUUGGAACGAGUAGUUCCGGGUCGUGCCAGAACGGGGAGGUGUCGGAUUGCGUCAGCAAGCUGGACCUGCUGUCUCAAAACAAGAGCCUCGCCUUCGCGACCACCGAAGCCGAGCUGAAACGCAUCUGCUCCCACCUGACCAGUGCCUUGGACUGCGUGAAUGAUUUCACGCGGCGCUGCUUCAACGAGAAGCAGCGGGAAAUCUACAAGAGACUCACCAGCGGCGCAGCUCAGCUCAUCGAAGACUUCUGCAGGGAAGGAUCUCCAUUCAGGCUGACCUAUCUGAAACACUCCAAAUGCUACAAGGAGCUGCAAGACGACUACAACAAGUGUGCGUCGAUCUACGUGGCUCAGCGAACGGAACUCCAAGGACAGACGCUCAGCCCCCAGGACAAGAUACGCAAUUCGUGUUGUCAAAUGGACGGCUACAAGCAGUGCGCCAAAGCAGCUGUACUUCUGCACUGCGAUGUGGAAGCAGCAGAGCUCGCUGAAGACAUCAUCGUCAAGGCUGGUGGCUACCUCGUGACCACGCACUGUUCUGGAUACCGCAUAGAUGAGCCCAGCUGCAGCGGCUGUUCCGCACGUGUAGCCAUUGCGCUCCCUGCCACUGUGACACUGAUGACCUGGCUGCACAUAUUCCAAAGAACACUUUGAGUGCCAUUCUUACGUCAUCGGUGAACCAUUCAGCCUGGAAGCUCCUGCCAUGUUACGUUACGGCUGCGUUCAAAUAUGGAAGAAUGGCACCUGGAGUGCAUUCCUACCCUCAGCCGAGCUGCACACCGAGUGCUUGUAUUUUAUUUUCGUUUCGUCAUAGUUGACCGCAAGAAUCGAAGCUGGGGCUGCAGGGACCAGCACUGGAUGGACGAGGGCUUGUUUCAUUGGCUACUCUGUAACUCUCUGCUAGCUUGCUCAGUGUGAGCUUGCGCGAGUUGUGUUUGUGAUAACUGCAUCAUUGAAGUGCGUACGAGUGAGGACGCAAGCGAGUACGCCGUGUUCUCUGUGGCCUCGAGAAGCAGUCGUUGCUAACGUCGGAAGCAUUCACAUCACGUUUGCCUCUGAGGCCACAUUCCAGCCAAGUCUGACGUGCUGCCACAGUGAUAGAAAUUGUAGGCAACUAACGAAGCAUCCACCUAAGCUAUCGCUUUUUGUAGAGGCGUCGGUUUUAUUGCCUCUUUGUAUGCUUCUAAGAGUAUAUUCAUUGCCACAAAUAGAAGUCACGUCCUGCCAACCGAAGGUGUUGACUUAACGGGCAGGCGCAAGAAGAAUCAAAAGUGCAGUCCACCAUAGAACCUAAAAAGACUACGCUAUUUUAAUUGAUUUCAAGUUGCCAUGCCGGAGACCAUAAGCUCAUGCUAUUUUCAGAGCGCUGUGUGUCGCAAGCAAGACAGGGAAAAAAAAAAACAAACUCGAGCUGCCUCCAGCGUAGGUGUAAACUUUCCGAGCACCCGCACCCAAGCUUUUACAUUCCUGCGUGAGACGGCUUCGACAGACGAACUGCGAUGAACCAUUAAAGACUUCCAACUCCAAUGAACAAAACUCCUUUUCUCAAGCACAGAAUACCGGAUCCUUAGUUUGCCCUGCUACGUUUAAAUUGAAGUAUAUCAGCUUUAAGACAUCAGGUUGUCUAUAAAAGGAGGAUGGAAGGAAAAUAAUUACUAACAACAUAUGAGCGAAAAGAAGACGAUAAAUGAAAGGCCUAUUACGAACUAAUAGCAGUAUCACACGCUUACUUUUGAUCGCGAUCGCGCCUGAUCUGGAUCGAAUUUCUUGAUUGUGAUUGGCUCCUUAAAGCCAAGCCGCGGAAGGGAGCCAAUCACUGUUGAGAGAUGUUAUCCCGAUCGGGCUUAAUCGCGAUCAGCAACGCACCGUGCGACACCGGUAUAACUCAUCGUGCGUCCAUUCUAGGGGCGUUCAAAAGCUUGUUUGAAGACUAUAGGCCACGCCAUGAUUAGCUGGAUAACGCAAGGCUGAGCAGCGCGUCAAAUUGUCAUUAAAGAUCAUGAUCAUUCGGAAUGAGUUUCCAGCAUGAGUUAAUGUGCGCUCAAACCAUGAACUGAAAGCUGCGAUACCUCAGUGAUUUACACGUUUUUUAGUCAUUAAGAAACGCACGUUUUUUUUCUAGAUCAGCUACCAUUUCGUCCAAUACCACCAGCUCUCGAGAGAACGCUGACCUUGGUACCCAGCCGCUAGUGCCAAUAGUGCUGAUAACAAUGUUGUCGGCUUUCUGUGUUGUGUGACGCGAUAGACUGAAGCGAUGCAGUUCCCGCUGAACCAACGCACUGCAAGUGAAAGGAACGUCUUCGUCGCGACAAGCACCGGAACAAGUGCGCGGCUCCAGCAGUGAAGUGUUUGAUGACAAUGCGCUUGUGUUCUUUGGAACGCCGGUGGCUACUUCGUGGUGCGUCGAAUUUGCUUCGAAGACACACUUCGAAACGUUGCGAAUUUGUACGGCAUCGAAGCUACAAGAUACCAGCACUUUCUCCAUUGCGUACUAAGGGGCGCUGUGAGGACAACGUGAUGGUGCAUUUCUAGUGUAUUUUCCGGAGGCACUCUACAGUGCCCUCUUUGGCCGUUGCGUUUAGUUAUUUGAAUGCUGGCGUUAAAGUGGUUCAGUAGGGUUGACUGUUAGUCCAGCAGGUCUUGCAUUAUCUUAGUGUUAAUUUUGCGCAAGUUAAACAGGCACAAAAGAAGGAGGGGCACAGAAACAGGAGCUACUAACACCUGUUUAUUGCCACAACGCCUUUGUUGCGCAUGCGCAGUGACACAAUACCAAAACACCAUAAAGACACCAUAUGGCAAUGAACAAUUGUUCGUUGCGACCACUUUCUUCUGCUUUGUUCUUUUGUGCCAGUUUAAUUUGCGUUGUAUACGUAUAAUGAUAAUUCAAGUGGCACAGAUGUCCUCUAAAACAAAUUCGAUUUUACUCAUUGUGGUGAGUCUUGACUUGCCCCAUAUAUAACUCUCUUUAAAGAUAAACGUUAACUCUCUUUCGGAGAUCAUUAAACUCCCUUCGGAGAGUCGUGGGAGGCACGACUCCCCAAAGAGAAUUAAGGUGUACCUUUAAGGGAGUUAUGUAUGUGGCAAGUCAGGUCUCACCGAGAACAGUAAGAGAUACCCUUUUUGGUUCUAAGAGUGUAGCUAGAACUUGUUGUUUUAAAACAUUUAGUACUACUGCACUUCACAAAUUGUAUAUCUGGUAAAGUACUUAGAGCACUGUUUCACAUUUCUGGUAUGUCGAGUAUGCGUACUGAGUUCAACCGUAGAAAAAAUAGCAGUACUCGUUUAUAACUGUCAUCGUGAUUUGAUAAAGUGAUGUCACAGAACAUUUUAUUUUUGUGGGAACUGCUGCGGAAGGCGAACUUAAACGCCUAAGCAGGCGAACUUUAUUAUACGGAACACGAAAGCUGCGCUGAAUUACUUGUCUGCGUUAACUAUUUGUCUGGUGUUAUUUAGCAAAAUGCAGCAGUGGUUGUUUUUUCAUACAAUUGCGAUUGAGAAUUUUUACGUGUCAUCGACUUUUGGGUGUUAUAAAAGAUGGACAGCUAAAUAAUAAACGGUUUGGCU
Messenger RNA from Rhipicephalus sanguineus (brown dog tick), 3714 nucleotides. RefSeq lists its product as uncharacterized. NCBI's taxonomy places the organism in Eukaryota, Metazoa, Arthropoda, Arachnida, Ixodida, Ixodidae. The transcript is spliced from 5 exons. The record is from RefSeq and is a predicted model, not a curated record. Bases 1 to 804 code for a protein of 267 amino acids.